UUCGCUGCUUCGACAGCUUCUUGGGAUCCUGUGUUACCAGCCUUUGAGUCGGAGCGCAUGGACAAAAGGGGUGGUCGUGCGCAUUUGAUUGAAACAAUUGUUGAAACCGUUGACGAUCCGGAAGAAGAGUUCCCUUUGUUUCCAGUGCUCAGCAAAGCCGUGAAUCAAAUUCGCACUGAGGCCAUUCAAGCUGUCACUGAGGCAAGGGAGCAUGAGUUCAGGAGUCAGGUCCAGAGAUUGCAGAAAGAGGCAGAUGACUCUCGUGAAGAGGACAUUAGGAGUUUGGAGGAACGUACCAUCAGUUUCAAGGAAGCUGCUUCACUCAGGUUGCUAGCACUGCCAGAGAAUGCAGGAGCACUUAGGCAGUGGAAGAACACCUUAAUUCCUAUGCUGAACAGCUUGGACAAGAGCCCUGAAGGUCCAGUCUACAACUGGCUCAAGGAAGCGUUCCAAGCGAAUCGAGAUCCAAGUGAUGGGAAGAAGGGUCCAUGCAUCUUUUUCCCCAGGGGACUUUGUCGUCGCGGCACGGAUUGUCCUUAUCGACAUGAGGGCACCCCUGCUGCAGACCCAAAGGCAAAGGCUAAGCCGGCAGCUGUGGCCAAGCCAGAGGCAGCUGCUAUGGUUGCUUUGGUGGGUUCAGUGAUUGGGGCAGCAGCGUAUGUUCCACCAACAGUUCAAGAGGUCUAUCAAGUUGAAUGGGCAUUGGAUAGCAGUGCUGGUGAACAUUUAGCAUCACGAGAGGAAGAUGAUUCUUUUGUUCAUGGGGUUCCUGCUACCGCCUCACCAGCAUUUGACGGUGAGAGAGUCUCACGGGUAGAAGACACCGAACCAGCUUCCGAAGCGGUCGGAUCUAGCAUUUCUGUUAUUGAAGUUGCUGGUGGAGAUUUUGUUGUUGAUCUCAUCGAACCCAUUUCACAUGAUCGUGAAGCACCAGACUUUGCGGUUGAAACACCCGAGGGUCUCAAAGAUUUUGAAGUUCACACACCGCUUGAGUUGAUGCCAGAUUUUUCCGCUGAUGUCCCUUCCAAAGGCGCCUCGGAUCCCAGGGAUCCCAAAGACCUCAGCCCAGGCGAUCCACCAGAUAUGCAUGCCUCUCGAGGUACAGGCCAUGUGCCUUUUGAUCAUCUUCUAUGUCAUCAACCAGCAUCUCGGCAUUGUGAUGUGUGUCAUCAAGCUAAGCUUCGUCAACGUCCUCACAAGAGGUUUCAUAACCAAUCUGAAUCAUCAAGGGCAGCUCAAGUCAUUGAAGCUCCAACUGAAUUCUUGCAACGAAUCAGCAUUGAUCACAUGGAAUCUACGGAAGAAGGGCUCCGGGGGGAACAGUAUGCCUUGAUUUGCGUUGAUCAGUUUUCUUGGGUUUUAUAUGCUUAUCCUUCCAAGUCCAAGUCCCAAGCAGCAGUUGGGUCGGCUUUACGCCACUUUUGUCGUGGUAAGCGACCAGUGGUCGCUUUGGAUCGAUAUCCUAGUCUUUUGGUCGCAAUUUGCGACUUGCACAUGGUUUCUGAUCCAGCGGCUCCCAAUUCCCCGAUUCAUAAUGCUCUAGUGGAAUCUUCUAUCGAUGUGAUCCGUCAGGGUACUCGUUCCCUGUUGGUUCAAAGUGGCUUGAACAUCAUGCAUUGGCUUUGUGCCAUGUCGCGUUUCUCCUACCAGUAUGAUUUGAGUUCACCUCCAACUUUAGCUGACGGUUCAUUACGUGUUCAUUCCGGCAUGUGUUGCAAAGAUGUGCAUGUCCUGUUAGACUUGACCCUUUUGUCUUCGUCAGAUCGUGUGAGAGAAAUCAUCACCAGGGAUUUCAUUGCCCCUACAGGCCCAUGGAUUUUUCCGUUGACCAAGAUUCCCAUGCUUAGUACCCUAACACCCGAAAUUCCAGUGCCACCUGCAGUGAGUGAUGACGCAGUUGAGCCGGCUCGCAAUCGGUCCAUCACUCGUCGGCGUCUCUUGGCGUACGGUCACACCGAAGCUUGUGAAGGAUGCCUCAAUGGCACCUACCAACAUACUGCAGACUGUCGCGCUCGGUUCAAUGCCUUGCUCAAUGAGUCCGAUCCCCUUGCCCUGGUGGAAGUCCAGGAUCCUGUGCAUUUGUGGGGCUCGGUGCCUUGCACUGCAUGGUCACCAUGGCAAAACAUGGCAUUGGCUCAAUAUGGAGAGCCAUACCGCAUCAAACUGGAAGAGAAGCGUGAGCUGUCACGACAGUACGUGGUCAAAUUCAAGCAAGCGGCUGACGUUGUGAAGAUGUCCAGAGGAGGCUCAGUGACCUUUGAAUGGUCAAAGGAUUCUUCCGGAUGGAAGGACCCAGUCGUGGAACAAACCAUGGAAGCUCUGGAGCUCACAGGGGUCAGAGUUCAUGGAUGUUCGUUCAAUCUGCAGAUUCAUGGCAAGCGAGUAAUGUUUGACAAGGUUCCUGCCAUGCCAGUGGUUCCAUUUGUUCAACAUGAACAUCGGGAGAAAUAUGUCUUCGAGUCCAUGCCUUCUUUCCCCGUGCUAGCUACCAUCCAUAAACUUCUCACGCGUCAAGAGAUGAUGGCGGAUCCUUUGGCACUUCAGGCAGUAGCCGAUGCAGUGAAUGUAGCGAUUCUUUUUGGCCUUUUGUGGAACAACGUCAUCAGGCUUGCUGACGCUACCAGAGCGUUCCUGCAAGCCGAGUUGUUAGCCAAACAGGACACUUAUGUUUCCUUGCUCUUUGAGGCUGCUUUCUUGGCAGUAUGCAGCUUUUGCGUUGCAGCGGCUCUCUUUCGCUGCCUUGCUUCUUCUGCCGUGGAUCAGCGCUGGGAAGCAGCCCACUUUGAAUCUGAGCUGGCCCAUGUGUUUCUUUUAG
This is a messenger RNA of Cladocopium goreaui, 2815 nucleotides long. The record is from the annotation of a GenBank genome assembly. NCBI's taxonomy places the organism in Eukaryota, Dinophyceae, Suessiales, Symbiodiniaceae.